AUGCAUUUCAGUGGUAAACUCUUCGGAGACGACAGCGAACAAUCAUUUGAUCCUUACUUCUACUAUGGACAAGCCCUUUGGAACUCAAUAACUUGAAGAUCAAGUAUUCUCAAAUGCCAUGACUAUCAUGCCAACCGUAGGAGAAGGUGAUGCCAACAACAAUUCAAUCGACGAGGAACAAUAUGGUAAUCCGGAUAAAUUGUCAGAAGACGAACGUGAGCAAAUCAAGGAACAAUUUGACACUGCUUUUUCUGCUGGUGCAGAGAAGGCAGAAGGAUUAGUCGAAACUGAGUAA
Messenger RNA from Caenorhabditis angaria, 295 nucleotides. NCBI's taxonomy places the organism in Eukaryota, Metazoa, Nematoda, Chromadorea, Rhabditida, Rhabditidae. The record is from the annotation of a GenBank genome assembly.